AUGAUCCAUGCUGUACUGAUAUUUAACAAGAAAUGCCAACCAAGGCUUAUCAAAUUCUAUACUCCCGUGGAUCUCGCUAAGCAGAAACUACUACUAGAACAAGUGUACGAACUGAUUUCCCAGCGUAUUACAGAUUUCCAGAGUUCAUUUCUGGUGACACCCCCCUCCCUUCUUUCGACCGGUGAUGAUGACAUCGUCAACGAGGAUAUACAGAUAAUAUACAAAAACUAUGCCACGUUGUUCUUCACCUUUAUCGUUGACGAUCAGGAAUCUGAGUUAGCAAUACUAGAUCUUAUCCAAACAUUUGUAGAGGCGUUGGACCGAUGUUUCACGGAGGUUAACGAGCUGGAUUUAAUCUUCAAUUGGCAAACUCUACAGAGCGUCCUUGAGGAGAUAAUACAGGGUGGUAUGGUCAUCGAAACAAAUGUUUCAAAUGUGGUUGAGUCCGUAGAUGCAUUGAACAAGAUUUCAGACGGCUCGGAGAAUAGAUUCUCCGCCAGUUUCGGGAAUGCUUUGCAGGCGUUUGCUCAGGGAAGUUUUAGUCAAUGGGCAUCAGGCCAGUAA
Huiozyma naganishii CBS 8797 is the source of this 564-nucleotide messenger RNA. RefSeq names its product Aps3p (gene APS3). The coding region runs from base 1 to 564 and encodes 187 amino acids. Gene Ontology annotation, cellular component: intracellular membrane-bounded organelle. Lineage: Eukaryota; Fungi; Ascomycota; Saccharomycetes; Saccharomycetales; Saccharomycetaceae. The record is from RefSeq and is a predicted model, not a curated record. Gene Ontology annotation, biological process: vesicle-mediated transport; protein transport. The transcript has 2 exons.